Molecule: messenger RNA, 2670 nt
Organism: Lizanozyma spartinae
Lineage: Eukaryota; Fungi; Ascomycota; Pichiomycetes; Serinales; Debaryomycetaceae
Gene: ZCF8
Product: Zcf8p
Exons: 1
Coding region: 1-2670 (889 amino acids)
Biological process (GO): regulation of transcription by RNA polymerase II
Cellular component (GO): nucleus
Molecular function (GO): zinc ion binding; RNA polymerase II cis-regulatory region sequence-specific DNA binding; DNA-binding transcription activator activity, RNA polymerase II-specific
Source: RefSeq, a predicted model, not a curated record
AUGUCUGACAGACCAAAAAGACAAAGAAGAUCGUAUUCAUGCGGUCCAUGCAAAGGUCUGAAGGUUAAAUGUGACAUGCAGUUACCUUGUGCUACUUGCAUCAAGUUCCAUAGGGCUGACAAGUGUCAUGAACUGCCUCCUCAUCCACCAAGCGAAGAAGAACUAUCCAAGAUCAACCAAAGAAAACUGAUCUACAAGAACCGAAAACGGAAACGGGAAGAAGUGGAUACUUCUCCAAGCCAAGAUCAUAAUUCGUAUCCCAUGCACCAACUACAUUUUCUUCACCGUAUUCCCAUUCAAGAACCAAUGGUUUUGACACCACAAAUGCUGGACCCACUUUCAAUUCCAGUUCCCUAUAAUGCGUAUCAGAUUCAACUUCCCACUCAUCAUGUGGUUCAUCUUGGACCUUCGCAUCAGCAACAUCAGCACCAACUUCGACUUCGACAACACCAACAGCAUCUUCAAGCGCAACAGCUUCAGAUUCAACAGCAUCCCCAAUUACAGCUAGAGCAACAUCUUCAGUUACAACCACAAUUACAUUUUCAACAACCUUCAAAUUUGCAUCAAGAUAUGACUACUACUCCUUAUUCCCAACCUUAUCACACACAGCCAGCUUUGCCGUUAUCUCCUCACUUUGCUAACAAUUUCGCUGUUCAGCUUACAGCAUCUAAUGGCCCUUCACCAACGAAUCCUCCAUGGACCACUAGUUCAAUGCAGACAAGAGUGGACUCAUCAAAGGAUCGUCUACACUUUGACGUUGAUUUACGGGACAUUCUAUUGUAUUUACCAAAGAACAUAAACUACUUUAACUCAUUGAUGGAUAGGUUUACGGGAACGUCCACAGACGGCAGCUCGGACGCUUCCAUUAUUCACAAAACAGCAAGAAAUAUCUAUCUUCAAAUCACUGAUUCCAAGAACCAAAAGUCCACCAUUGAGAACUGGACUUUAGAUGACUUGCGAACACUUUCAAAAUUAUUCUUGGUUCUUAUAAAUGGCUUGAAUAUGUCGCCUGAGAGUUACUACAACUCUGGAUUUCUCAAGGUCAAUCUUCAUUCAAAUGAAGCCACUAUCAACAAAUGGCUUCUGUUUUCAAAAACGUUGAGAGAUAAGGCCAUACAGGCCAGUUUAGAUACCAAUUCUUCAAAAUCACUUGACGAGCUACGAAAGAUCAACAUAAAGAAUGCCAGAUUCGUAUUAGAGUGGUACUUAAUUCUGAAAUCAUUCUUCCACCUCUCAAAUAGAAUUCAUGAUAAUUUUGAAGAGUUUGUAAGAGCUUUCAAUUUUAUUCGCGAGAAUGAAUAUGCUAUGGAAUUUCUUAAUUUGCACAACUUCUAUGAGAAGUAUGUUCUCCAUAGGUUUAAAAUGGAGGAAGACUCAAGAGUUUUAGCAGUUAGUUGGUUCAAAUUGAGGAUGGUGGAGGUUGAAUUCCCAUUCUUGCAAAACAAUGGUUCAAUGUUUCUGUAUCCCAAGAUUUGUGAUACUAUUGUGCCCAAUGAUCAAAUGUCAGACAUUGUAUUCCAAAGACUGCAAUUUGAUCCUACCAUAUGUUCAUUUUACGAGUUCCAGACGGACAUUUGGAGGGUUUAUCAUCGUAAUAAUCUCUCUUCAAAAGAAAGUUAUAGUUUCGAGAUGAUAGAAUUAUAUAUGCUAUGCUUCAGAGCUUUGAAUGAGUUGAUCAAAUGCUUUAGAAAUGCCUCUUGUGUUCAAGAGCAUCUGCUUAAAGCAAGUGAGAAAAACCUUUUGAAGACAUAUGCUGCACAAUGGGUGUUUACACGAGGUACGCUUUUGGUGAAGUUAGGUGAACGUACUUACUUCCCUCUGCUUCGAAUAGCAAGUUACUUAACCACACAAAUGAACAAAUUUAACUUCUUCUUAUACCUUGAGCUGGAACAAAAGGAUCGGAAACAAGAUAGCGGUUUUAUUGAUAAUUACAUGCUAGAUCUGGAUAUUAGAUCUUAUAAUGUCAGUGUUAUGUAUAUUGAGUUGAUGAACGUAUUAAUAUAUUUGGCUACUUUGACCAACUAUUUAGCCUUAAAUAACGGUGGAAAUAAGAAACGGUUCCAACUAUUAUCAUUUUUAAGAACAAUUACUUACGAAAGAGUCGAGAAGGUUUUAGAAUGUGUAAAGCGGUCGAAAGUAGCCACUUUAGGACAUGUUGGAUUUUAUGGACUUUGUUCAAAUAUGAUUGAAGUGAUUCUUAAGUAUAUUCAACAUGUGAAUGAUUUUGGAUCGUUCUCUCAAGAGACAUCAUCAAGAGCCAUUAUGGUUGACGGUGUUUACAAAGAGUCAAAAUCAGAAUCGGCUGCAUAUGAGCUCAUGAAAUAUUUACGGACUAAUUGUCCCAAAAAAGAAGACUGGCAAUGCUAUAUUGUGAGUAUUUUUGGAGCUAGAGAUUCGUUGUCAAAUUACAUUGAACAACUCUGGGAAACAUUUACUUUUAUUACAGAGAAAACCCCUAAUGGAGACAUUGAAAUAGUUGAGGGUCUCACUUUAAACGUGCAACUUGUGGAAAAAAUUCGAAAUAAUUUCUUAGGCCUAGAAUUUGACGAGAAUACCAUAAAACAGUUUGUUAGUUCAAUGAUUCUGGAAAAGAACGUCAUCCAACUGCAUUCUCCAUUUGCUACAGCCCAAAGUAAUACUCUGUCGUCUUUUAGAAUUCCAAAUAAAUGA